CCAGCAAUUUCUGUGCACGGCGGAUUAACGCAGGAGCACCGCGAGAUACAGCAGUAGCAGUCCAGAGUCUUCUAGAAACAACGUGCACCGGGGACCAGCAAACAAACCCGCUCUCUGCACAACCUUACACAUUAAAACUCUGGGCUAAACAUGGCUAAAUGGGGAGAAGGGGACCCUCGUUGGAUUGUGGAGGAGCGAGCCGAUGCGACUAAUGUCAAUAACUGGCAUUGGACUGAGCGCGAUGCAACAAGCUGGUCGUCGGACAAAUUAAAAUUCCUGCUCCUCGGGCUGAGCGUGGAGAACGAAGAGGGGAGUUGUGAGGUGACCGAAGUCAGCAAGGUGGAAGGAGAGGCCUCCAUUAACAACCGCAAGGGCAAACUUAUUUUCUUUUAUGAAUGGAGCCUGAAAGCUACCUGGACCGGAGAGUCAAAAGCAGGAGUCAAAUAUACAGGAACAAUUGAAGUUCCAAACCUUUCUGAUGAGAACGACAUGGAGGAUCUUGAUAUUUCUGUAUCGUUGAAUAAAGAUGAACCCGAAACGCCACUGAGCAACCUGAUGAAGACAAAAGGAGCUGAGAAAAUCCGCGAGGCCCUGGGAAGCUACGUUGGGUUCUUAAAAACAGAGUUCACACAGGGAAUGAUCCUGCCUACAGCCAACGGUGUGGCCAAGGUGCAGUCCACAUCCCAGUCCAAAGCCACGCAGGAUAGAACUCGGGUUUCCUCCUCAAGCAGCACAACUGCUCCAGUCAACACUGGCGUCAAGAUCCCCACCUGUAAGUUCAGCAUGAAGGAAAAGUUCCUCACCUCGCCGCCAGAUCUCUACAGGGUCUUCCUCAACCAGGAGAUGGUCCAGGCGUUCACGCACGCUCCAGCUUCAGUGGAAGGAGAGCGGGGCGGAAAGUUUCGCCUGCUAGAAGGAAAUGUUUUCGGUGAAUUCACAGAGCUGGUACCUGAUGAGAAAAUAGUUAUGAAGUGGAGGUAUAACAACUGGCCCUGUGAGCAUUACGCGACAAUCACCAUGACGUUCGUGGACCGGAGCAGCGAGACGGAGCUGAAGGUGGAGUGUCGAGGCGUCCCGGACAACGAGGAGGAGCGGACGAAAGAGGGCUGGAAGAGAUACUACUUUGAAGCUAUUAAACAGACAUUUGGCUAUGGGGCACGACUCUACUGAAGACGGUUCACUGUAGUUUUCAUCUGUUUUGACAUUUUUAAACUUCUUGUUCUUCGAUCUCUCUGGCACAAAAUGUCCCAUAAAGUCUAGCACGAGUUAAUGGUAGAGACAUUGAGUGGGGCCAUUUGUCACCCCUUAAUUUUUCAACAUAUUUAAAUCUAGAUUUCUCCCCAUCAGUGUUUGGAUCAGUUGUUCACAGGAGUGUAAAUGGACUGUGCCUUUGGGACUCUGGAUGGAAAAGGUAUCUAAUAAAGCAAAGAAGAGUCUAUUGGACCACUAAUGCAAA
Messenger RNA from Perca fluviatilis (European perch), 1456 nucleotides. RefSeq names its product activator of 90 kDa heat shock protein ATPase homolog 1-like. The coding region runs from base 151 to 1170 and encodes 339 amino acids. Lineage: Eukaryota; Metazoa; Chordata; Actinopteri; Perciformes; Percidae. Gene Ontology annotation, biological process: protein folding; positive regulation of ATP-dependent activity. The transcript has 9 exons. Gene Ontology annotation, molecular function: protein-folding chaperone binding; ATPase activator activity. Gene Ontology annotation, cellular component: cytosol. The record is from RefSeq and is a predicted model, not a curated record.